Molecule: messenger RNA, 671 nt
Organism: Phanerochaete carnosa HHB-10118-sp
Lineage: Eukaryota; Fungi; Basidiomycota; Agaricomycetes; Polyporales; Phanerochaetaceae
Exons: 2
Source: RefSeq, a predicted model, not a curated record
AUGAUCCAUGACGAACAUUCUCACAUAGCCCAAACCUUCUAUGCCGCAUAUCCUCACCAGGCCGCCCAGGCCGCCCAUCCUCUUCACCCCUCCGACCUCGAUCCUUCCUACUACCAGCCUGCGCCCCCGCCAAAGCAGCAGGCCAUCUACGGCCCUCCGCUCUCCCAGCAGCAGCACUCCCAACAGAUGUCCUCCCAACGCCCUAUCCGUUCCAGGCCCAUUCCCCCCUCCCACUUCAAGGAUGAUCCUGCCUUCUCGCCAGACCCUCGCACAAAUCCUCUGGCCUACACCACCUUCGCUAUGAACUCCAGGGAGGAGAUCGAAUACUCCUCUCUUCCAAAUCCUUACGACUCCGCUCCAAAGCGCGACCCUUCUGCAAUUUACGCCUACCCAUCGGCGCCUCCUGUCCCUCAGACUCCAGCGGCUUCCCAGUACUAUGCACCGUCGAUUCACCUCUAUCCGAGCGCAGGCAGUGAACAUAGCCGCCCUCCAUCCGAGGUCGACUCUUUCUACGCCUUCGCCGCAUCCUUCCCUUCCCCCAAUGGCAGUUACCACAUGGACCCGCGUGCUUCUGCCGACGCCUCGAGUGUCCAUCUCGCAUAUGACGAUGGCGAGGAGCGAGUCGCCCCGCCCGAGCCGUCCCCGACGACGCGCCAGUCGUACUACAGCAA